Wasmannia auropunctata (little fire ant) is the source of this 4819-nucleotide messenger RNA. RefSeq names its product presequence protease, mitochondrial. The transcript is spliced from 3 exons. Gene Ontology annotation, cellular component: mitochondrial matrix. The record is from RefSeq and is a predicted model, not a curated record. Gene Ontology annotation, biological process: protein processing. The coding region runs from base 1475 to 4597 and encodes 1040 amino acids. Gene Ontology annotation, molecular function: metal ion binding. NCBI's taxonomy places the organism in Eukaryota, Metazoa, Arthropoda, Insecta, Hymenoptera, Formicidae.
UGAUUCGAAGCCAUUCAGCUUUCGCGUGUCUUAAGCUACUCCGUUUUUUCUAUGUCUUUUUCUACGUCUUUUCUACUUACCUCAUAGAUUAGUCAUGCGACAGUUUUGCUAGAAGUAGGCUCUUUAACAAUACUCGCAUAAUUUCUCCAUUUGAUAUUCCGUUACAGAUAUGAACGAAGAAAUGUCUAUUCGUGUGCUUACUCUCCAAUAUACUGAAGGCUAUACCGCAGCAGAUUUCUAUAAGUAUGGGCGAUGAUUAAUUUUUUAUUUUAUAAGCGAUUCUAUUUCUAUUAUUUAUUAUAUACCUCAUGGAUGUGAUUAGCAGUAUCUUCUAGCAUAAUUCUAAAAAUAACUUCGCUCGCAUAACGACUUAACUCUGAUCUAACAAUAAGUAUUACGUCUAACGUGCGUGCUAAUUGCGAUUCUAAAAUUAAAUCUCAUGCGUGCCUUGAUUUCAUUUUUCCCAAGCUGAGUGAGAUUUCCUUUUUAGAAUCGUUUGCAUAAAUUGCACAAAUUAUUACAUCGAGCGACAUUAGUGAGAUUAAUAAUGUUAUAAGUGAGACAAACAGUGCAAUAUAAGUCAGAUCACAAAUAGAUUUGUAUUAUAUAUUUUAUAUAUAAUAUAUAACUAGGAGCUAUAAAAACAAAAGCUUAUAUAUUUGAAACGAUAAUAAGACUAUAAAUUGUUUUGUAUGAGACAAAAUAUAAAUAUAUACGCAUAAAUUAUAUGUAUUUGUACGAUUUAUGUUUUAUUUAUACAAUUUCGAUACACUUUUGAGAAGGAAAGUAAGUAAAAUGUACAAAAUGCGUAAAGAAAUAUAUUUAAGAAUAUUAGAUUUUUAAAUAUGUAUGUGCGUCGUGUAUUUACUGGAUUACCAACCUUCAGGUAUUAGUUCUAUAAAUUCUACAAUACUAGUUCCCUAUUAUAGUGAACAUUGAGCAACGGGAAAUAAUUGCAUUGCGUGUAUUAUCUCGUCAGCAUUAAUAAUUCUCUCUAAGUUGUGAUCGUUUGUUUUCAAAAAAUUGCGAUAAUAAAAAAAAGGGAGAAAUUUUCAGCAGUAAUGCAAGUAACAUAAGUUCAUUCCUUAGUACAUAUGUUCUGUGAUUCAUUCGACUUAACCUCUAAGCACAUGCAUCAACAUCGUCAGCUGUGAGCUGUCGAGCGGGGCUCCGAGUACGACUUGAUUUCUUACUGCGAAUUUUGCAAAUGCAAAGGAUAUCUGACGGACGAAUUUUGCAAUAGAUUGACAAGGACAUAUCCCGAAUCGAAUUGUCAUUUUAGUAAAUUAUACGAAUCGAUAGAUUUCCCUUCUUCUCGGAUCGAUAUAUUGUAUGAUGCUUUAAAAUGGAAUGUCUGUCAGUGAUAGAAUUGUAGUCGAGUUUCACAUAUUUUAAAUUUGUUUGUGAUUAUUCAAGAGAGAUCGAUACAACCUCAUUUCCGUGCUGUGUUUUCCAAAAUCACAAUUAUUCCGAGAUGUUGAGACUAUUGAAGUUGUCGAGGAAUUCACUUCUGAGAGGCGCAGCUUUACAGCAGCGUACAGUCGCGUAUCGUACCUUCCGAUCGUCGACGAACGCCACGUCGAGUGCGUUGCACUCGAGACAGAAGCUGACGCAGGAUGAACUGGCUAAAUUCAAGACGGGCGAAGUUCUUCACGGAUUCAUGGUGGACGAGAUCGCGAACAUAGACGAGCUGUUCCUCACCGCGGUGAGGCUGACGCAUUUGAGCACGGGCGCGCAGUAUCUGCACUUGGCCAGGGACGACACCAACAACGUGUUCUCCAUCGGGUUUCGCACGACCCCCAAGGACUCCACGGGGUUGCCGCACAUACUGGAGCACACCACUCUGUGCGGCAGCGAGCGGUAUCCCUGCAGAGAUCCGUUCUUCAAGAUGCUGAGAAGAUCCCUGGCCACGUUCAUGAACGCCAUGACCGGGCCGGACUACACCAUAUAUCCGUUCUCAACGCAGAACUUGAAGGACUACCGUAAUCUCCAGUCGGUCUACUUGGACUCGGUCUUCAAGCCGAAUCUGCGAGAGCUCGACUUCCGACAGGAGGGAUGGAGGCUGGAGCACGCAGACGUCGACGACAAGAGCUCGCCCAUCGUAUUCAAGGGGGUGGUGUUCAACGAGAUGAAGGGUGUCUUCAACGACAAUCAGGCCAUCAUGGCGGAACGCCUGUUGAAUUCCAUUCUACCGAGCCACACGUAUUCCGUAAUCUCCGGCGGCGAUCCCCUUGUCAUACCUAAUCUGCAGUACGUCGAUCUCCUCAACUUCCACAUGAAGUACUAUCAUCCCUCGAAUUCGCGCUUCUAUUCCUAUGGAAAUUUCCCGCUGGAGGAUCAUCUGAAGUUCAUCAACGAUCGGUACCUCUUCUUAUCCGACAGGAUAGACGCCUCCAUGUCGGAAGUGCCGGCCGAAAAACGAUGGAGCGAGGCGAGAAAGGAGCACGUCGCGUGCAAGCCCGACCCGCUGCUCGCGGAUUCCAGCAGGCACGGCACCAUCGCCAUCGCGCACUUGUGCAACGACAUAACCGACAUACAGACGACUUACGAGAUGUACGUGCUGUCGCAGCUGUUGCUGAAAGGCCCGAAUUCGGCGUUUUACAAAUCUCUAGUCGAAUCUAACAUAAGUACCGGCUUCGGGCCGUUCACGGGUUUCGACUCGCAGUGCAGAGACACGAUGUUCGUCGUGAGUCUGCAGGGUGUGAAGCCGGAGGAUUUCGAGAAGGUCGAGAGAAUCUUCAACGAGACCGUGCAGAAGGUUAUCGAGGAAGGAUUCGAGAGGGAUCACGUCGAAGCUGUCCUGCACGGCAUCGAGCUCCAGGUGAAGCAUCAAACGUCGAACUUCGGGUUGAAUUUGCUCUUCAAUCUGACGUCAUUGUGGAAUCACAACGGCAACCUGAUACAAUCGUUGCGAAUCAACGACGCGAUGAAGAAACUCGCGUCGCGAAUGAAGGAAGAUCCCAAGUACCUGCAAAGUCUGGUCGAGACUUAUCUCAGGGACAACAGUCAUAGAUUGACGUUAACGAUGUCGCCCGACGAGAAGUACGAGAGGAACAAAGCGCUCGCCGAGCAAGAGCUGCUGACGGCGAAGUUGGGGGAACUUUCCGCGGAGGAGAAGGAACUGGUGUACCAAAACGGGAAGCUCUUGCUCGCCGAGCAGCAGAAGAAGGAGGACGUCGGAAUCUUACCGACGUUGAAGAUAGAAGACUUGAAGGCCGACGUGGAGAGGUACAAGACCUCCGACACGGAGGUGUCCGGAGUGCCUCUUCAGCUGUCCGUGCAACCGACGAACGGCAUUUCCUAUUACCGUGGAAUACUCAACACGCAGGCGCUGUCGACCGAGCUGAAGCAGCUGAUACCGCUGUUCAACUACGUAGUCGCGAAGAUGGGCACGCAGAAUUACGACUACAGGAGUUUCGAUCAGAUGAUGCAGCUGAAGACUGGCGGCCUGCACUUCAUGAAUCACAUCGCCGAGCACAAGGAGAGCGAGUUGAAAUACGAGGAGGGUAUUCUCGUAGACUCGUACUGCCUGGAUCGCAAUUCGAACGACAUGUGGAAGCUGUGGACGGAGCUGUUCAACAACGUUAAGCUUACCGACCUUCAGAGAUUCGAGACGCUCGUGAAGAUGAACGCGGCCGACUUGAUCAACGGUAUCUCGCACGCCGGUCACAUGUACGCGAUGAGCAGCGCCGCUAGCCUGGUCUCGCCGAUAGCCCGGGUCAAGGAGAGCCUCUCGGGUUUGCAGUACAUCGCGAGGAUGAAGAAAGUCGCGCAGAUACGCGACUUGACUCCCCUGAUGCAGAACAUGCAGGAGAUAGCCGAUCACGUCCUGAACAAGAAACACCUGCGGUCGGCCAUUAACUUGUCCGAGGAACACCAGGAUGACGUACUCAGCGGUAUUCACGCGUUCUACGAUUCGCUGAAGGGUCGCGCGGAGAAUUCACACGUCAUCACCAGCGACCGGAGCAUCGACACGAAGGAAACCGGCAACCACUACGUGCUGCCGUACGCGGUGAACUAUUGCUCCAAGGCCAUUCUGACCGUUCCUUAUACGAAUCCGGAUUACGCGGCGUUACGCGUUCUGUCCAAGUUGAUCACCUCGGUGUAUCUGCAUCCGUUGAUUCGAGAGAAAGGCGGAGCUUACGGCGGAGGCGCGAAACUGACGUCGGAGGGAGUCUUCUCGUUUUACUCCUACAGAGACCCGAAUUCCACUCGCACCUACGAUCUGUUCGACAAGACGUAUGAUUUUCUAACCGAAUACCCGUUGCCGCAAAGCGACAUAGACGAGGCGAAGCUGGGAAUCUUCCAACAAAUCGACGCUCCCAUUCCUCCCAGUAAUCGGGGCCUGACGAGAUUCAUACACGGCAUCACGGACGACGAUCUUCAAAAGCAAAGGGAGCAGCUGAAAGCCGUGACUAAGGAACAGCUGUUACACGUGGCAGAAAAGUAUCUAAAACCCGAUCAAAGUGAUGUCAGCGUCGGCCGUUCGCUUAUUGGACCUACAAAUGCAGAUAUUUCAAACAGGCACAAAGAAAAUUGGCUGGUGCUAAAUCAGGAAGAACAGACCGAGCACGAGCCACUGACUAGAUAUAAAUAGACGUCAGAAUAUUAUUUUUAUUGUUUCCUUAAUGAAAAGAGUUUUGUUUCAUGUUAAACUCUGCAAAUGUGUCGAUACUGUUGUUAAACGUUUCAAGGACAUAUAAGUAUUAAAAAAUUGAGAAAAUAGCGUACGCGUUACUUAAUACAUAAUGUUAAAUAUUGUAAUUUAUGCUAUUUUUAUAUAUUAAAUAUAUCCCAGUUAAGGGAUAAAAAAAAUAAA